AAGUUGCGCACUAGUUGUGCGCAUAACAUGGAGGUCUUGUUUUGCCGUGUUUUCGCGGCUCGCCUCCUUGGUAAAAACAUACACGGAACGAUGGAUUAAUCAAACGGUUGAAUGGAAAGUAUAUUUUUUGGAAAUCAAUGAACGCUACUGAAGAACUGUGCUUUCUAGAUCUUCUUGAUUUGCUUCAGCAUUUCUCGAAAACUGCCUACAAAGCCCGUAGCACGGAUAAAAAGGUGGAUACAAUACAAAAGAAAUGUCUUAAUUACUUUGCAAAGGAUUAUAGAUUUUCCGUAAUAUCUAAUGCAAACGGAGAACUGUGUGGACACUAUCCUGUGAAGAUCGUCAUAUUAGAGACAAGGCUGGAUGCCGGUAGCGGUGGUGGAAGUUUUGUGAAUGACAGCACAAGAUUAAGGGAAUUAUUCACCAAGGCUAGGUUUGCAAGGUGCAGGUCAAGAUUUGUGGUUCCUGUCAUUCUAUAUGACGACAAGAAUAUCUGUAGGUCAGCCACUUUGUCAAGCGCUGCAGAAAUAUAUGGCCGUUUUGGCUACGAUUUUUUAUUCUCAGGGGGAGAGGGUGGGCAAGCAGAAGAGGAGGAUCUAGAUUUUGAUCCUAAUUCCCCUAAUAUCAGCAAUGACUGGGCCAUAUUUGACCGAAUCAGAGGCCAUGAUAUUCAGUUACUCAAAGAGCUGAAAGUGGAUUGUAUCUGUGACUUGAUGGUGGAAAAAAAGAAAGUUAAAUUUGGAAUGAAUGUGACAUCAUCUGAGAAAGUGGACAAGUCUCAGCGAUACUCAGACUUCUGCCUUUGCUGUGUCCCAUACCCUGGUUGUGAAUUCUUUCGUGACUUCAAAACCAAGGGAUACAGUGCUGAUGGCUUAUAUUUUAACUGGAAACAGGAUUAUGUAGAUGCCCAGUUUACAGUACCAGAAACUUUAGCUUAUCGCCUUGGGAUUGAAUGGCAUCUCUAUAAGAGCUGGGAUCUUAUCCUAUUGACACAGAACUACUUGUUGCUUUUACUGAACUCUAUAAUGGAUGGGGAAGGUGGUACCCUGAUUCACUGCAUCUCUGGCUGGGACAGAACUCCGUUGUUUGUCUCACUUCUUCGCCUCUCCCUUUGGGCUGAUCGCAAGGUGCAUGCUUCACUCAGUGCCUCUGAAAUUCUCUACCUGACAAUUGCGUAUGACUGGUUUCUGUUUGGGCAUGAUCUUCCCGACAGAAUUCAGAAAGGUGAAGAGGUCUUCCAUUUCUGCUUUAACUUUCUCAAGUAUAUUGGAUCUGAUACUUUUUCUAUUAAAACUUUGAGAAGAAACUCUGUAGCUAGUAAACCAAACAGACAGCGCUGCGACUCUGAGUUUGAUGGCGCUGUACUGCUGGAUGAAUGGAACUAUGGCAGUAACGCAAGUCUCAGUAGCUGCGGGAGCACAUGUUCUGAGUCUAGGCUGAGUUACUUCAUAGGUCAAGACACUGUAGAGGAGUCGUCGUUAUCUCAUGAAUCAAAUGGCUCCUUGACACGUGGUGUGGAGACCCCUGUGCACCGCACGCCUCCUCGGCACACCAAUAGUCCAGAGAGCAGCCCAUGUGCGCAUGCAAGUCCCCUGCAGAUACCACUCAGGUCUAGGGCCCACUCUAACUCAGAUCACCGUUCGUCAAAUUCGUCAAUUUGUGGGAGUUGGCAGCUGGUAUCGGGCACAGGUAGCCCCAAAGGUACGGCAACAAUCAGGGAUUCCACCAAUAACAUCAGCACCACGAGCCUGGAUAGCAUUGGUGAAAGCCCAAGGCAACAGCGUCUCGAUGCAGUGCGCAUGCUCUUUCACAAGGUCUACGCAAAGGCUGUCGGGUAUCCGUUCCCAGAAGGCAGUGGCUUCUCGAGUAUCUUAGAUCACGUGACUGGGCGGAUCCGGGAAAGCUGGAGUACCGUGGUGUAGUGGGGAUAGUUAAUUAUUAUAAUUAUUAUUGCACUCAAAAUUGCAUAUUUUGAAAAGAAAUUCAAAGAAAAUAAUUGGGUGCGUGUUUUUUAAAGGAGUUUCAUACCUAUUUCUAAGAACUUCAUUAUCAUACGUAAACUGAAGUACAAGAUUAUAUUCAUAAAAGAUAUCUCCUUAUAAGAAUUCGAACCUGGUUUUUAUAAAAGAUAUGUCUGCCUUCUUUAACCUUCUGUUUACUUCGCAACGGGCCGUUUUCCAUAUAUAAUUUGAACGUGAAGUAUUUUUUGUAGGUCCGAGUUUGCCUUUUUGUUGGUUUUAUAUCGGUGUAGGGCUUGAAAUGCGGUAUUUGUUUGAAGUUAUAAAAAGCUGAAAACAAAGGCAGACCCGCCUAAGCCUCGCUUUUGAGUUCAAAUUACAUUAUUAGAAAUCGGCCCAUAGGAAGGCAUGGUACGCGGGCUCAUAAUAUCCGUUGAAAAUCAAAUAAUAAUGGUAACUUUUACUUCAUAGAUGGAGAUUAUCGAUUGGUAAUAUCGGGGGAGGGGGAGAGCGCGGAGGUAAGGGGUGGGGAGGAGAAGAGUGGGUAAGUAAGAGUGGAGGGGGGGGGGGAGGGGUGAGGGAAGGGGAUUGUUUGGAUGAUUCAGAUGUUAUCACGUGCAGGUCUACCGUAUCUUUAAUUCUCAAUAUCCAUUUCUUUGCCAUUUACCCUGAUGUAAGACUACAAAUGUGAAACCGUAUAUUUGUACAUUUGAAUUCAAUGAUAAUAAAACUGGUACUAAUAGCG
Molecule: messenger RNA, 2703 nt
Organism: Nematostella vectensis (starlet sea anemone)
Lineage: Eukaryota; Metazoa; Cnidaria; Anthozoa; Actiniaria; Edwardsiidae
Product: myotubularin-related protein 14
Exons: 20
Coding region: 138-1922 (594 amino acids)
Biological process (GO): dephosphorylation
Molecular function (GO): phosphatidylinositol-3-phosphate phosphatase activity
Source: RefSeq, a predicted model, not a curated record